GUUCAAAAAAAAAAAAACAAUUUGCAAGAGAUAAAUAAAUAUGCGUAUGAGUCCACAAGACAAAUGUGGUCCUCAGCCCCCUCAUUUUUUCAUUAUUUUCUUCCCUCUCUUAAUCUAUUUUUUCUCUUAAAAUCUCAGCUGGCACCUGUUCCCCUGCAACUGCAUCAGUGCGCAUCGUCCUCAUCAAAGCACUUACCCUAGGCUACAUUGAUCAAGGAUGAGUACCUUAGAUACCACCCGUGCAGAACUUGCUCUGCUAAUCUUAUAUCUGAACAAAGCUGAAACCAGAGAUAAGAUUGUCAGGACCAUACAGUAUGGCUCAAAAUUUGUGAGCGACGGUCGGCCUGGUAUAGCUCAGAAUGUUGAUAAAUCUAGUAGCUUGGCUCGAAAAGUUUUUCGGCUUGCCAAGUUUGUCAAUGAUUUGCAUGCUCUUAUCAGUCCACCUGUGAAAGGGACUCCUCUUCCAGUCGUCUUGCUUGGAAAGUCAAAAAAUGCAUUGCUAUCUACUUUCUUAUUUCUGGAUCAAAUUGUGUGGUUGGGAAGGUCAGGUAUCUACAAGAACAAAGAGCGCACUGACUUGAUUGCCAGGAUAGCCCUUUACUGUUGGUUGGGUUCCUCAGCUUGUUCUUCUGUUGUUGAGCUUGCAGAGCUUGGAAGAUUGUCUGCAUCCAUCAAGAAACUUGAGAAAGAGCUGAAGCACACCGAUAAGCAUUCAAAUGAACAAUAUGCUCUGAAGCUUAAGCAAUCAAAUGAGAGGCUUCUAGCUCUGGUGAAAGCAUCUAUGGAUAUAGUGGUUGCAGUUGGGUUGCUGGAACUGGCACCCAAGAAGGUCACUCCUCGUGUUAUUGGAGCUUUUGGAUUUAUAAGCUCUCUGAUAUCGUGCUAUCAGUUGCUUCCCUCUCCACCUAAAUCCAAGGCCCCAUGAAGAAUUCAGCUUCAAUUCUAUGCAGCAUGCCUCCUCUCAUGAAAACAAAAUAUCUUGCCAUAAAUGGUGACUGUUGGCCAUGUUGGUUUAUGUAACCGCUUCAUCCCUUCUCAAAUAAUUCACAUACAAUAUUAGCAGUACAUACAAUAUUAGCAAAGAGGAAAAAGAAGUAAUCUUAGUUACCAGGCCACCAGCUUAAUUGCUGUGUGAAUGAUUCAUUGUGAAAUAAGGUCUCUCUCUCUCUCUCUCU
Molecule: messenger RNA, 1175 nt
Organism: Amborella trichopoda
Lineage: Eukaryota; Viridiplantae; Streptophyta; Magnoliopsida; Amborellales; Amborellaceae
Gene: PEX11C
Product: peroxin 11c
Biological process (GO): peroxisome fission
Cellular component (GO): peroxisomal membrane
Source: RefSeq, a predicted model, not a curated record